UUUAAGUUAUUGAGAUUAUUUAUAUUAUAAUUGACAUUAAAAAUCGAUUUUCUAAAGUAAAUGAAAAUCUUUCGUCAAUUACUCACUGAAACUUGAAAGAGAUGUAUUUGGAGGAAGACCAGCUGACUACUUUUUCAUGCUUUUGUUCAACUGGGCAUGUUGUGUUAUCUGCUGUCUCUUUGCCCAGAUUCCGGUAAUGAUGGACCCGAUGGUCAUGAGCAUACUGUACAUCUGGUGUCAACUGAAUCCUGAUGUCAUUGUGAGUUUCUGGUUCGGAUCUCGAUUCAAAGCUACAUAUCUUCCAUGGGUGUUGUUCGGAUUCAAUCUCGUCGUUUCUGGCGGAGGAAUAAUGGAACUUUUCGGCAUAAUUGUUGGGCAUACGUAUUUCUUCUUGAUGUUCAAAUACCCCCAGGAGAUGGGUGGACCCCAGCUCAUCAGAACGCCGCAAUUUCUAUACGACUACUUUCCAAAUCAGAGAACAAUCCAUAGUUUUGGUUCGGUUCCGACGCCCCGGGCCCAACAGCCGGACGCGGCCGCAGGAGGUGAUCCCCGGAGGCACAACUGGGGCAGAGGUCAAGUUCUGGGAGACCGCCAGUGAGGUUCCAUUCAACUUAUCCUUUUCAAUUGGGCGAGGACACUUAUCAUGUCACAAGUCUGAAUUAUUCUUAUCGUUUUUUACGCCAAAGUUCGUUGCUAAUCUUUAUGAAUUGGCUGUAUACAACGUUGAUAUUUUAUCAACCAUUUAGUAUUAUCUUGAAAAUUGAAAAUAUUGGUGGAUAUAUUCAGCUUCAUCCAGCUGAUACUUUUUGGGCCUAUGUAAUUUCGUGAGAUCUAUAUUUAAAAUAAUAUUAUUAUAUAUUAUCUAAAGUUUGGGGAUUCUUUUACAUUCGAGUGUACAUUUAUACUGAAUACAGUAAAUUCACUUUGAAGUUAAAAACUUCACAUGAAGAGGAUCAGAUGUGAUGAUUCAUUUGAAGAACGUGAUACUUAACAUGCAUUGAGGCCGUACUAGAAAAAUACGAGACUGCUGAUGAUUUAGAAAUUCAGCAUAAGCCUUAUAUUUCUUUAAAAUGUAAUGUAAUUCUAAUACUUAUAUCAUGCGAAACUAAGGUUCAAAUAUUGAAGAAUGCUAUUAUAAAUAACACCAAUAAUUAUAAUAAGAUACUUGAUCAUAUUAAUAUCGAUUGCAGUGGAAUUAUCAUUAUAUUCUUCUAUUGACUCUCAAUUGGAAGAUAGUUUUUGAAAAGAUUAUUCAAAAAUAACGGUAUAAUAUGGAAAACUUGUUAUACUCUAUUACAUUUAAUUAGUUGAUAUUAUUAUUCUCGUUCUAGAUAAAUAUUUCCAUAUCUAAUGAAACGGGUUGUCUUCUAACAAGAGAAUGAAGCAAUAAAAUUAAUCUCAUACAUUUCAUUUCCUGUUGCAUAAAAGUUUGUUUAAAUGUAUGGAGUGCAAAUAAAUUCCUUUGAAUCGUUUCCAA
Messenger RNA from Nilaparvata lugens (brown planthopper), 1477 nucleotides. RefSeq names its product derlin-1. Gene Ontology annotation, biological process: endoplasmic reticulum unfolded protein response. The record is from RefSeq and is a predicted model, not a curated record. The transcript has 5 exons. NCBI's taxonomy places the organism in Eukaryota, Metazoa, Arthropoda, Insecta, Hemiptera, Delphacidae. Bases 137 to 598 code for a protein of 153 amino acids. Gene Ontology annotation, molecular function: ubiquitin-specific protease binding; misfolded protein binding. Gene Ontology annotation, cellular component: endoplasmic reticulum membrane; Hrd1p ubiquitin ligase ERAD-L complex.